ACAAACGCGGUAAAUGUGGAAAUAAAAACAUCGAAUGAUAUCUGUCAAUUCGAGAACUUCUAGAGACAAACGGUUAACGGAAUAUCAAAGAAUGGGUUAAAGUGAAUGAAAUACAAAAUGUUGGAAUCCUGCGUGCUAAUUAGCUGUCAAUAUUUUCAACAAUGACAACCGAUAAAAGGGUUCUAAUUUUUGGUAAAUAUUGUAUGGAAGCGCAUUGUGGAAACUCUCAAGCGAGUGGCCCUUCUGUUACUGUGAAAAUUAUUGUGCUAAACCCCAUUGAUGGGGAUACUUCUCGGUUCAAAUUUGAAAGUGACUCUGUAGUUAGAUGGGAGUGUAGCAAUUACCCAAAUAAUGCUACAAAAGAUGAAAAUGUUGCUUCAAAGGCAUUACAUAGCUAUAAAAUUGGUCCAGUUGUUCUGUUCGAAGGAGUAGAAGACCUUUCCUCGGGUGUAAAUUUUCCAACCCUGUUAGUGAAAUUUAUCAGCCAUGUGGAUAAUUCCAACACCUAUUAUAUAUUUGUUUUAAUACAAGAUAAUGACAUUGCCCCUUCGACUGGUUGUAGGUGGAAACUCUGUCCAAUCAAAUGUUUGAAACCAUCCAUCCCAAGAAAUGACAUUGGUGCAACAAACACUAUCUUCCUAAACACAGGUAGAAUAGUUUUUCACAGCCAAGAAAAACUAUUUGAUUGCUUUGGCAUAAAUGACAUAGAAAUUCCAAUUGAAAAUUUGGAAAACAGUUCCGAAAAAAGAACGUUUUUACAUUUAACCACACACCAAAAUAGGAAAGGUGACCGUUUCAUUGUUGGAAUUGUUUCCGUUUCAUCUCUGUCUGAAUCUGAAGAAGACAUUUUUGAUAAUGUUGAGGAUGGUUGCCAUGGGAUAUCUAAUAAACUGUUUAUAAGAAAACUUCUUAUCGAUAACCAUCAUAAUUCUGAAUUCCACCCCAUUAAAAGUACUGAAAUGUUACCAGUAGAAUAUUCAAAUAUAACCAGUAUCUAUGUCCAUUCCUUUGAAGAAGUGUUAGAAGAACACAGAACUACUAUGGGAACCCAAACCCAUUACAUAUCCAGUAUAUAUGCAAUUGUAUCAAAUAGUUAUUUACUCGAAUUUAAAUCUAAACAGUUGUUGCGCUCCAUUUGUUUAGAGACAGCAUUUAAACAGUGUGGGUUCCUGAACUUGAAGUUGAAGGACAAUGAUUCACCCUCUAUUUUAGGAGUUUUUGAGCUUACAUGUAGUAACAGAAAUAAGCUUGUCAUUUUAAAGAAUGGUACAGACUGCAUCGCUGUUGACACUUCUUCAAAACAGGUACAUCAAUGGUGGAAUGGUAUUGAGAAGAUAUUUAUUUGUGAUAUAUUAUGUAAAGGAGCUGAUCAGUUAUUGUUGAUAUUUGAACCUGUUGUUGAAGAAGAAGAUAUAUCACAGUGGAUAUUAACAGAUUUUGAUAGAGUAUUUAUUGAUAAUAGAGAAGAUACUACUGAAGAAGAUAAUCCAGUUGUUGAAGAUACAUGUCAUGCUGCCAGAACAGGGCUACAGAAACAACUGGAGAGAAUGGUCCUAUCUGUAGAAAGUGCCAAGAAUAAAUUAGAAGAAAAAUAUGAGUUUCUAGCAAAAAAUACCAUUAAACUAGAGAAGAUGACGGAGCAGCAGAAAUUAAGAAGUAAAGUUGUUAAAGAAAGUGAUGGGGGGUGUGUGGAAGUAGCAGAUUUGUGGUAUCAAGUUGUUGAUGAUAAACUGGUUCUAGGUGUCCAUGUUCUCAACAGAACACACAGCUCUAUCUCACGGUUAUCUCUGUCUCUUAUUCAAAAUCAUCAGUCUAACCAUAUAUUAACAUCUAUGUCGAAAUGGCACAUGCGUAUAAUACAGACUAAAGAUAGAAUAUCUUAUGAAGAUGAUAACCCCAUAAUUAAGAAGAUGAAGAUUGAUGAUGAGCACGAGGAUAUCCAUUUAAACGACGAAAUGACAGAACCUAAUGGCAUUCUGUUAUCUGACCAAGAAAUCACAUUAACCACAUAUUGUGAUAUUUUAUCCCUAAAAUUAACCCAGGGAGUCGUUACUUUAUCAGUAUUUCUUCAGUAUUAUGACGUAAGUGUUGAUGGAGAAUUCGGCUUAGACAACAAUAGGUUAAUAAUGAAAAGUUGUAAAAAAGACACAACAUUGACUGCUACGGACAUGACCAAUAAUUCACUAGUUGACAGGCUCUCUCAAACUUCAACUUCCUUCAACUAUACAGACAGUGUGCUUCGUAAAGAUCGAUUAUGCCUCGACACAAUACAAGAUUCCGCACAGAUUUUUAUUAAAGGGAAAUUUGGUCGCCUCGGUAAUCUACACAAUUCUUUAAGUAAACUACAAGGAUUAAUGUACCACCCAAAAUUAAGGUGCUAUAUUCAUAUACAGCCAGGGUUGUUUUAUUUAGUUCGUAUAGAGAUUACACUUUCUACAGAUUUAAAACACGCUACAGCUAUAGUCCAUUACAGAUCACACAGCCAACUGGUUCUAUUUCUCCAGUAUUUGAAGUCUUUGUUUUCUGAUAGUAUUUAUUAUGAGCCAACACCCAGAGAUACCAAAUUACAAAUAAAACACUUCUUACACCAAACUCUUAAUGAAAUUAACUGUGGUUUAUCUUUGGCCAGACACAAUGAAGUAACACAAGCCAUUCAUAAAGAAACCAUCUUAACUGAAUUUAAGAAUAAAGACAGUCGGCUGCAAUCAGAUUUUGGCCAGGAGAGACAGACUCUUCAUUCAGUAACACCUCUAUCAACGCAAGCGUCCAUUCACGUGGACAAAACACAGAAGGAAUUAAGACAUUUAGAGGAAAAAACAGACACGUUUGUAGAACAAUUUAACAAAGACUUCAGAAUGUAAAUCAAGAUUAAAUUUAGAUUAAAUAAAGUUUUUUUCCUCUGUGUAGUGUACAUACAGUAUACACACAUCCUAAUUGAUUGUAAUAUCUUCGCUUUGACUAAAGUAACAAUAAUAUGAAUAUAUUUACAGCUGUAAGUAAAUUUGUUUUCAUAUUUUUUUUUAUAAACAGUAUUUUAUUCAUAGAAACGGAUUGAGGAACAGGUUAGGCCUAUAUUGCCUGGCUCCUAUAAUAAUAUGACAAAUAAUAUUACAAAACAUGAAUAUACAAAAAGAUGUAUAACCAAAACAUGAAAAAGACAGCUAUGAAUAAUUUAAAAAAUAAUUGAACAAAGUGAUCAUGUUAAUAUUU
Messenger RNA from Patella vulgata (common limpet), 3210 nucleotides. RefSeq lists its product as uncharacterized. Gene Ontology annotation, biological process: negative regulation of double-strand break repair via homologous recombination; positive regulation of double-strand break repair via homologous recombination; replication-born double-strand break repair via sister chromatid exchange. The record is from RefSeq and is a predicted model, not a curated record. Bases 162 to 2861 code for a protein of 899 amino acids. NCBI's taxonomy places the organism in Eukaryota, Metazoa, Mollusca, Gastropoda, Patellidae. The transcript has 7 exons. Gene Ontology annotation, cellular component: Fanconi anaemia nuclear complex.